Schizosaccharomyces cryophilus OY26 is the source of this 2098-nucleotide messenger RNA. RefSeq names its product guanyl-nucleotide exchange factor Sec2. NCBI's taxonomy places the organism in Eukaryota, Fungi, Ascomycota, Schizosaccharomycetes, Schizosaccharomycetales, Schizosaccharomycetaceae. Gene Ontology annotation, cellular component: Golgi to plasma membrane transport vesicle; cell tip. The coding region runs from base 188 to 1816 and encodes 542 amino acids. The record is from RefSeq and is a predicted model, not a curated record. The transcript has a single exon. Gene Ontology annotation, biological process: exocytosis. Gene Ontology annotation, molecular function: guanyl-nucleotide exchange factor activity.
GACAGACGAUGACACAUGGAAAUUUCUCAUUUCCUUGUGACAGACUUUAUGCAACGUUGAGUCAGUAAGUGUAAACAAUUGAAAAGAAUAAAAGUUCCGCAUGGGAUAUUAGAAAUUUAGGUGCUGCUAAACGCCAAAGACAAGUGAUUAGGCGAUUUUAUCACAACGUAAAAGCCUAGUAGUCUAUAUGCCUGAUGUGUCGGUUGAGUCGACUGAUCCUUUCAGCUCACUGGAAACGAAUAUAUGGAAUGAUAAUGAGAAAGUAAUAAAGGACGAAGAAAGAGCCAUGUCUCAAGAAGAAAUACUGUCACACAAACUGCUGGUUGCAAUUGAAAAACAAGCAGCAUUAGACGAACGAUGCGCUGAUGAAAUCCAUAAAAACGAAGUGUUAGAAGAACGAAUUCGAGAGUUAGAAGGGAAGCUUUUGCACCAGGAAAAAACUAGACAGCCCUUGAAUGAAUUUGAAGGUGUAGAAGAGAAACUACGGCAAACGGAGGCAAAAUACCAAAGCGCAGAGUCAGAACGAGAUCGCGUGCAAAGUGAGAUUGAAGAGUUGACUAGCUCUUUAUUUGAAGAAGCGAAUCGAAUGGUCGCUGAUGCUAGGAAAGAAACCCUCGUUUAUCAGAGACGCGCUUCUCAAUUCCAAAAACAGCUGGCUGAUACCGAAACACUCUUAAUAAAUGCUCAAUCCCAGCUGGUGGAGCUAAAAUCUGUCAUGCAGAAUAUGUCCGAUUCCUAUGAACAGACGAUUCAUUCUCCCAUGCGGCCCGGGUCUUCUGCUCAUGACUCGGCUUCUGUUGUUAGUGUAGGUUCUUCUACAGCUGCUUUAGAAGAAACCUUGAAUCCUCCUCGAAAUAGCCCUGGACAUGUAAAAUCGGCUUCUUUUGAAAGCCCUAGGACACCAGGUAAUUCCAAUUAUGCGUAUCCGGCUGCUCGCCGGCAUUUCGAGCCGGUGCAAGAUCAAAGAGCUGCUACUAGUCUAGGUCUUCAUAACCCUUCUCAUGUUCAUCGUGUACGGACGCUUGUCGAGGAUAGGUCUAGCAGUGCCUCUCCUCCUGCUACCCCAGUCGUUGUCACAGAUUCACCGCCUCCUUCUGCUAACAGUGUGACGCCUAUGAAUCCUGCUUUAUGGACUAUCAGUCAGUCAAACUUAUCUCAAGCAAUGAAUUCCAGCAAUCCAUCAUUUUCCGAAUUUUAUGCUUUAUUAACGUAUUCCUCGAAAUCGGUCCAAUCAAGAACUACUUUAAACCGUACAUCUUCCUCCUCGUCAUUGAAAAAUACCGUUGUACUACCUCGUUCUGUGACUACGCCAGCUAAUGUAAAACCGUUGUCUUCGUCACCGUCUCAGUCAACUUUCCUGCCACCCGCUUCACGAUCUCUUCGAGAAUUUGCUUUUUUUAAACGAUGCGUUGAAGAGGACAUUGAUCCGACCUUGCGCUUAGAUCACGCAGUAGGCCUUUCCUGGCUGGCACGCCGCUCGAUAUAUGCUGCUAUUAUGGAUGCUUCUUUAAUUAUUAAUCCUGUGCCUUCAUCGUUAUCACAGGCUUUCUCUCCAUGUUCCCUUUGCGGAGAUAAUCGGGAAAGCAGCCUUCGCUCUUUUGAAUUUCGAUCUCGUCCAGACGGUACGUCCUAUGCCUGCUGUAAUUAUUGUGUCGCUAGACUACGUAGCGUUUGUGGAUUUAUAUGCUUUUUAUACCAGGUUGCCAAAGGCGUAUGGGAUUCAUGCUCUGUUGAGAAAACUUGGACAGAGUGUAUUCAUAAGCGUGAAGCUAUGUUUUAUUCACGGGCCGGAUUAGCAAAAGAACUUGGAGGUUGAUUCCUUUUGUCCUUUGCUGUUAUUUCAAACGCUCCCUUUUGAAUCUAAGGCUUUAGUAAAUACGGACAUUAUUAUAUUUAUUGAUACUUUAGAGAGUGCCGUUAAUCUAACGUCCUAUGAAGUUACGCUUGACAUUAACACGAGAAAAGAAAAAAGUAAAAAAAAGAAGGGGAGCGUUCAAUGAUACUGUAAAUAUGGACCUAUUUAUGAGCUAUUCUUCUGUUCUAUUUAAUUUUAAACAAUACUAAUAUAUAGUUAUCUUACAGCAAAUAAGUAUCAUCA